AUGGAGGUAGGCGAUGUUGUGAUCACCGAGGGCGUGGGGCCGCUGCGUCAUAUUACGCGCACGGCGUCGACCGAGACGGUGGUGCCGCCGCUGAAUUUUGACAUGGUGGCACCAGGUGUGUACCGCAGUGGGCAUCCGAACGAGCGCAACUUUAGCUUUCUCAAGCGCCUCAACCUUAAAAGCAUCAUAUACCUCGCCAACGACGAUUACCGCGAGAAUGUCGUGCAGUGGGCGCAUCGCGAGGGUAUACGCAUAUUUCAUCAUCGCGUCACAAUGAAUAAAGAGCCGUUUACUGAGAUGGACGAGGACGAGGUGGCGAGUGCACUCACUCACAUCCUCGACGAGCGCCAUUUACCCGUGCUCAUCCACUGCAACAAGGGCAAGUAUCGCGUGGGGUGCGUCGUGGGCUGCAUCCGCCGCCUGCAAAGAUGGAGUCAUAUUAGUCUCCUUGAGGAGUACGCCCGCUUCGCCGGUGAAAAAAUGUCGGACGAAGAGUUUAUCGAGCGCUUUGACUUGUCUCGCGUAAAACUCGAUCCCGUGCACUGUCCAUCAUGGCUAUAA
Molecule: messenger RNA, 561 nt
Organism: Malassezia restricta
Lineage: Eukaryota; Fungi; Basidiomycota; Malasseziomycetes; Malasseziales; Malasseziaceae
Product: tyrosine-protein phosphatase SIW14
Exons: 1
Coding region: 1-561 (186 amino acids)
Biological process (GO): protein dephosphorylation
Cellular component (GO): cytoplasm
Molecular function (GO): phosphatase activity; inositol diphosphate tetrakisphosphate diphosphatase activity
Source: RefSeq, a predicted model, not a curated record